AUGGCUCUGCCAAUGCCUGAACCCACAAACCCCUCUCUAUCGUUGACCGACUAUCAGGUUGUCUCAUUCGAUAUUUACGGCUCGCUCAUCGAAUAUAAAGCUCACAUCCUCGAGUCUUUCCAACCACUUCUCUCUCGUCUUCCACAAUCGUCACCAUACCUUGAUCCCACUCCAUUAUCAGCCACCAUCCCAGGCUCCGCCACUGUCGGCGCAAUUGAAUUUCUGAAACAUUUUCAAAUGCAAGAGGAUGCAAUCAAGCUGGAAAAGCCGGUGAGACGAUUCGAUGAGAUCUUGGCGGAGAUCUGGCGACGAAUCGCCAGGGACCUGGAAGUUGAGAGCAACGAAGCAGAGGCUCGGCAUUUCGGCAGUGAGGCUGUCAUCAAAUCGUGGCCAACCUUUCCGGGCACCCUGGACGCUCUUAAGCAGCUAGACAAGCGCUACAAACUGGUCGCGCUGUCCAACAUUGACCGCUUCGCCUGGUCACUUACGGAAUCUUCACUGGUGAGCCGUCUCGGGGAAGUCAAGUGGUGGAAGGUUUUCACUGCGGAGGAUUUCGGCGAAGACGCGAAGAGGGCAGACGAGAUCAAGCUUGAGACGGUGAUUAAAUUCGCUGAAGAAAAUGGUGUUCGGAAGGAACAAAUGUUGCAUGUUGCACAAAGUCUGGGACACGACCAGGCGCCAGCAAAGCGAUUAGGUCUCAGCAGUGUUUGGCUUGUGGGCGAUGGGCCUCGAUGGGGGAAAGACGCAGAGAGUAAGAUGGUCUUAGAAAAGAAACUGGUCGGUUAUGGGUGGCGAUUCCAGGAUUUGAAGGGGUUUGCACAAGACGUCGAGGCUGCCUUCUCGUCGCGUCAGGAGUAG
Exophiala aquamarina CBS 119918 is the source of this 858-nucleotide messenger RNA. RefSeq lists its product as uncharacterized. The record is from RefSeq and is a predicted model, not a curated record. NCBI's taxonomy places the organism in Eukaryota, Fungi, Ascomycota, Eurotiomycetes, Chaetothyriales, Herpotrichiellaceae. Bases 1 to 858 code for a protein of 285 amino acids. The transcript has a single exon.